Messenger RNA from Helianthus annuus (common sunflower), 804 nucleotides. RefSeq names its product ubiquitin-like protein-NEDD8-like protein RUB3. The coding region runs from base 1 to 804 and encodes 267 amino acids. The transcript has a single exon. NCBI's taxonomy places the organism in Eukaryota, Viridiplantae, Streptophyta, Magnoliopsida, Asterales, Asteraceae. The record is from RefSeq and is a predicted model, not a curated record. Gene Ontology annotation, molecular function: ubiquitin binding; polyubiquitin modification-dependent protein binding; proteasome binding. Gene Ontology annotation, biological process: proteasome-mediated ubiquitin-dependent protein catabolic process. Gene Ontology annotation, cellular component: cytosol; nucleoplasm.
AUGGAUUUGUUUUUUGAUGCGGACAAAGGCAUGUCAUUCACAGUUGAAGUUGGCUACUUUGAUACCAUUCAAGAAAUCAAAGAAAAGGUGACAAAGUACAAUGGCAUUCCUAUUCACCAACAAACCCUAAUAUUCAAUGGAAAAACCCUACCCGAUGAUCUCAACAUUCACACGUCCGACAUCUUAGAUGGCUCGCGUCUUAAGCUUAUCACAACGACUAGCGAUCCUCAAGAGCCACCGCAAACCAUCACCAAUGUCAAAACCGAAGAAACUCCUUCACCAUCUUCGCCCCACAAGAUCAAAAUAUUAUUGAAACCAUUUGAUGUAUCAAUGGAGGUGGACAUGACCGAUUCUGUUUUAAAGAUCAAAGAGAAGAUGAACGAAAUGGAAGGGAUCCCAUUGAGCAGAAUGGUUGUUUAUGCGAAUGGGGUCGAGUUGCAUGAUCAAAAGAGUUUGCAUGAGUGCCAGCUUGUGGAUGGUUCGAAAGUUGAGAUGACGCUCAAGCCGCCAACGCCUCCACCGUCUUGUAUGGGAUUGUUGUCGAAGAAAAUGAAGGUGUAUGUGAUGUCGAAAAGUGGGGAAAAGAUUGGGUUGGAGGUGAAUCCGUCGAGCAAUGUGGGGGAGCUAAGAAAGGAGUUGGAGAAGGUAAGGCAUCAAGGGGUGGGAUUUAGGGUACCAGAUGAAGGAUAUUUCUUCAUAUACAAACAAAAUGUGAUGGAAGAAGAUCACUCUUUUAGAUGGCAUCGAGUCGGACAAGGUGAAACCAUUGAGAUCUUCAAUGGAUGUGUCACCCGCGGAUCCUAA